This is a messenger RNA of Protobothrops mucrosquamatus (brown spotted pit viper), 1931 nucleotides long. It is a transcript of the gene NEURL1, whose product is annotated as neuralized E3 ubiquitin protein ligase 1. Gene Ontology annotation, biological process: nervous system development; negative regulation of Notch signaling pathway. The coding region runs from base 46 to 1713 and encodes 555 amino acids. The transcript has 6 exons. Gene Ontology annotation, cellular component: postsynaptic density; plasma membrane. The record is from RefSeq and is a predicted model, not a curated record. NCBI's taxonomy places the organism in Eukaryota, Metazoa, Chordata, Lepidosauria, Squamata, Viperidae. Gene Ontology annotation, molecular function: ubiquitin protein ligase activity.
UGAAAGAGAAAGCUGCAAGGUAGCCAAGCCACCUUGCGCAGUACGAUGGGGGGACAGCUAACGAGAAGCACAAUAUACGAUUCCAUUGGUGGGCCCUUUCCUGCUUCCUCUCAUCGAUGCCACCACAAGCAAAAGCAAUCUCUACCCAUCUCACAGUGUGGCACUCUCUCUGUCAGCCCACUGCUUUUCCAUCCUCACACCAAGGGGUCACAGAUCAUUAUGGACACCACUCAGAAAGUGGUCAAGCGACAGGCAAGUUUCUGCAAUGCCAUCACCUUCAGCAACAGGCCAAUAGUCAUCUAUGAGCAAAUCAGGCUUAAGAUCACAAAGAAGCAGUGUUGUUGGAGUGGAGCUCUUCGACUGGGAUUUACAUCCAAGGAUCCCUCUAGAAUUAAUCCAGAAACUCUGCCCAAGUAUGCAUGCCCAGAUCUGGUUUCUCAAACUGGAUUUUGGGCAAAGGCCCUUCCAGAAGAAUUUGCAAAUGAGGGAAAUAUCAUAGCAUUCUGGGUGGAUAAAAAGGGACGUGUAUUUUAUCGUGUUAAUGAUUCUGCUGCAAUGUUGUUCUUCAAUGGGGUAAGGACAACUGAACCAUUGUGGGCUUUGAUUGAUGUCUAUGGACUCACUCGUGGAGUGCAACUAUUAGAUAGUGAAAUUAUUCCUCCUGAUUGCCUCCGUCCAAGAUCCUUCACAGCUAUCCGCCGACCCUCAUUACGCAGAGAUACUGAGGAUACCCGUCUGUCUGUGAGCCUUUGUGAUCUCAACUUGCAGGAGGACAAUAUCCAUGUCAUGACUGCCAUGUGUCCUAUUCCACAGAAUUCCCUCAACUCUCAGCAUUCCCACCUCCUCCCAUCUCAACUUGAAAGCGACCUCCGCUUCCAUCAACUCAGGGGAGCCCAUAUUAAAAUUCUGGAUGACCAGACUGUGGCCCGUCUGGACCAUGCUCGAGACGAGAGAACUUUGGUUUUUACCAGCAGACCGCUUAGAAUCAAUGAGACAAUAUUUGUCAAAAUCAAUAAAUCCAACACUUCGCGUACUGGGACACUGUCAUAUGGGGUAACCACUUGUGAUCCUAGCACCCUGAGACCCAGUGACCUUCCUUAUAACCCAGAGUCUUUAGUUGAUCGAAAAGAGUUUUGGGCAGUCUGUAGAGUGCUUGUGCCUCUCCAGAGUGGAGACAUCUUGGGAUUCAUGGUGAAUUCAGAAGGAGAACUGCACUUGAGUCACAAUGGAGCAAGUGCAGGCAUGCAAGUAUGUGUGGAUUGUUCCCAACCAUUAUGGAUGUUCUUUGGUUUACAUGGAGCAGUGAUGCAAAUUCGUGUCCUGGGUUCUACUCUCACGGCUGAACACCUGGGACCCUCAGCAUCAAGCUCACCCACCUCAUCUCCCAAUUCAUCUUCCAUUCUCUGCAAUGAUGUUUCUGAUCCUGUCCUAUGUAUAUCUGGUUCUGGCCCACUUGGCAGCUCACUUAGUGGUACGGCUCCAAACUCUCCAAUCAGUAUGCCAGAAUCCCCUCUUUCCUCUUCCAUCUCAGGAACUUGGAAUGAUGAGUGUACUAUCUGCUAUGAGAAUAUGGUGGAUACUGUGAUUUACUCCUGUGGACAUAUGUGUCUGUGUUAUACAUGUGGGCUCAGACUCAAGAAGAUGGCUAAUGCCUGUUGUCCUAUCUGUAGACGUUCCAUCAAGGACAUAAUCAAAACCUAUCGCAGUACUUAAAGUUGCAUGGCAGGAAGGGUAGGAACUAGGAAGAGGAUCUUCAUAAAACCUAACCAGGACAAGGAAGGUGGGAGGAAGUGGUUCCCUUCUUUAAAUAUGUAGCUAAUUCUGAAUGUGGUUAACCGUGGGCACAGCCUUCUCCCACCUGAAAUUUGAGGGCUAAAAAUGUCUUCUUUCCUUGGCAUCUAACAAAGUGCUCCUGUGAACAUUUAAUAUGU